GUGUGUCCGCAGCGGCUGACUUCGCUUCCGUUGUAGCAUCCUUUAGCGCCUAGCGGAGGCAAACCGUCGCUUUUUAAGGAUGAAUUUGGUCGAAAACAAAUCUCUGUACGCUCACCUGCGUGACGAGGACGCCGUGGUGGUGGAAAACGCCGUCAAACUGGCCAUAGACUCGGUUUUAAACGUCCUGUACGGCGUGAACGGCGCCAAGGCUCGGGAGUACCAGCGGAUGGUGGCCGACAGGGACAAAGAGAUCCGGCGGCUGGAGAGCAGGCUGACGGAGCUGGAGCGCGAGCUGCAGGUGCUGCGCAGGCACGGCUGCACGUGCGCCGUGUUCGAAGGGGGACCCCGGAGCUUCGGUAACCGACAGAGCGGGGAGCAGGGCGGGUUCGGACCCGGUUCUGUUAACUCUGAGAUGACAGCGGAACCGCAGGAGGAGUGCGAGAUGAUGCUGUCCUUGGGUGUUUUUGCACGACCCCCCUCUCAUGUGUCCUCCCAAAGCCACGAGUCAGCUCUUCCGUCCUCCCCCAGCCGUCUGGGCUUGGACCCAACCUGCACGUCCCGCUCCUCGGAGGCUUCGGUUGUUCCAGACGCAGCCAGAAACCUGCUUCCGUCUCCCAGCAGCCUCGUCGUCAAAGAAGAGCCUUGUGACAUCGACACGGUUCUGAUCCAGUGGGAGAUGAGUGAGGAAAGAACCGCAGAACUUCCAGAGACCUCAGGCAGCCGAAGACAGGACAAACCGAGUCCCAGUGGAAAACAAAACCCAGAGAGGAGCGCGGGGAAGCAGCUGAGGGAGGAACCUCAGGCAGAGCCGGGUGGAUUUCACCUCUCUGCAGCAGAUCAGCUAAAGAACAGGAAGAGGAACGUCCCGAUGUCCCAGCUGCCCGAGGAGGCUCAGAAACAGAAGCGAGCAGCGUGGAGAGCGGCUUCCAGGCGGUAUUACGCUCGAAAGAUCGCUCGCCAGCGGGCGAACCCACUGCGCUCCGGACCCGUUGCUCCCGUCACGAACUCUCAGCAGAGCGGCUUCAUGGAUAAAAGGAGGAAAUCGUUGAUUUCUGAGUUGCCCAAUUCUCAGAUGCUGCAGAACGAGGCGUGGAGCAGGUACUACGAGAGCAAAGCGGUUUUCCACCAGUCGGACAACAUGGCGUUCGGACACGUGAUGGAGGACCUGAACCCAUCUGGAGCACCACAGGGGCCGAACAGUGACGGGCCCCUCACUAACAGUGGAGGAAUAAUGUGCAGCUGAUGGGCUGCAGCAACACUAAAUGAAUUCAAGGCUUUGUUAUUUUUGAGGCAGGACGUUGGUUUGUUUCUCGUUUUCACUACAUGAGAUGAAGUCCCAGGUUUAACUGCUUCUAUUUAUUAAAGGU
Messenger RNA from Nematolebias whitei (Rio pearlfish), 1367 nucleotides. RefSeq lists its product as uncharacterized. NCBI's taxonomy places the organism in Eukaryota, Metazoa, Chordata, Actinopteri, Cyprinodontiformes, Rivulidae. Bases 80 to 1243 code for a protein of 387 amino acids. The transcript is spliced from 4 exons. The record is from RefSeq and is a predicted model, not a curated record.